ACACCAUUUACUGUUUACUGCUAGCCGGUUGUUGGGCGCCGGGCUGUAAGUUAAGAGUUUUUAAACAUUACAAUAUAAUAUACCAUACUGUCCAGUGUUCACUGUCCAUAAUCUUUUUCUCGUUGUGAGUGUUGUGAACCGUGUCCAAUUGAUAUUUCGCUUUUCAUGUUUUUAAAGUCAAACUGUAGCUGUUAGCUGUUGAAUGCUGGAUAACGAAUAUCUACUUCCAGUUAUUUACCUAAUGUUUAUCUCUGAAUCCAUUUUUCAAACAUAAUUAUUACCGAUUAUCAAUCUAAUAUUGUGUUAAACUGUUCGUCGAGUGUUGUACUACUCUUGUGUGUCAUUGUUCGAUCAAACGCUUACCUCGUGUUAUAGUGAUUCGUUGCGAAGUUCUGCAAAAUAAUAUAGUUUUUUUUUUCUUAUUUAUAAAUAAUAUAGUCUUUGAAAUUCUUUGAAUUAUACACGACAUGGCUUCCGAAAUCACGAAAAAUGGCGAUGAUCAAAUGUCUAAAGACGAACGUAAGGUUUAUGACCGACAAAUACGGCUGUGGGGUUACGAUGGACAAAAUAAGUUAAGGGCGAUGAAAGUACUUUUAAUUGGAAUGCAAGGCUUAGGCGCAGAGAUAGCUAAAAAUUUGAUAUUGUCGGGUGUGAAUUCUAUCACCCUUAAAGAUCAUACAGAAGUGUCCAUAUUAGACCAUUGUUCUCAAUUUCUUAUCCCGCGUGAUAGCCAAGAACGUAAUCGUGCUAAAGCAAGUAUGAGUGCUGCUCAAAAGCUAAAUCCAAAUGUCAAAGUCAUCGUAGAUACAACACCUAUUGAACAAAACGUUGAUAGUUUUGUUACUGCAUUUGAUGUUGUCAUAGCUACUGAAUGUUCUCCAAGUACUUAUAAAAGAUUGAGUGAAUUUUGUAGAAAAGCUCAAGUAAAAUUAUUCAUAGCUGAUGUUUAUGGUUUAUUUGGAUACUUUUUCCAAGACAUUAAUUUUAAACUUCCUUUGUACGGUGAGGUGUUUCUAAAUAAUGAUCAAACCAAUACUGAUCCUGUUCCAAAAAAAUUACCUCUGCUUUAUUUUUUGACUUCAGCUUUAUUAAAAUUUCAAUCUGAAUCUAAUCGUAAACCAAAUCCUGAUACUUGUGAAGAAGAUAUUGAAGAAUUGAAACUAAUUAUUAAUUCGUCUUCAGAUGAAAUUAAUACUACUAACAGUGUAUUUGAUGAAUACUAUAGUGAAUUAUUUUGUGAGUUGAGUCCAACUACUUCUAUUAUUGGAGCUAUGGUAUCCCAGACUGCUAUAAACACUGUGAUGAAUAAGCCUAUUGAGAAUUAUAAUGUAUUUUUUUUUGAUCACAUUGAACAUGAAGGAAAAUUUCAUUUGUUAUAAAACAGUUUUUAAAUCUUUAUAUGAGUAAGAAUAGACUGUCUUUAAACUUAAACAUACAUUAUUAAUUAAGUACUUUUAUAUUAA
Messenger RNA from Melanaphis sacchari, 1463 nucleotides. RefSeq names its product SUMO-activating enzyme subunit 1 (gene Aos1). Gene Ontology annotation, cellular component: SUMO activating enzyme complex; cytoplasm. The coding region runs from base 468 to 1379 and encodes 303 amino acids. Gene Ontology annotation, biological process: protein sumoylation. The transcript has 6 exons. The record is from RefSeq and is a predicted model, not a curated record. Lineage: Eukaryota; Metazoa; Arthropoda; Insecta; Hemiptera; Aphididae. Gene Ontology annotation, molecular function: SUMO activating enzyme activity.